Molecule: messenger RNA, 822 nt
Organism: Fusarium fujikuroi IMI 58289
Lineage: Eukaryota; Fungi; Ascomycota; Sordariomycetes; Hypocreales; Nectriaceae
Exons: 2
Coding region: 1-822 (273 amino acids)
Source: RefSeq, a predicted model, not a curated record
AUGACUCUCCUGACAAUGAUUGGUCUAGUGCUUACUCUGCUCGACACCCUGGGGUCUUGCUACUCCAAAUUCGCCCGUCCUCCAGAAUGGGACUCAGAACAAGAUGCCGAUGGAGACAUGUUACUCAACCAACACUACAGCACAGGAGAUAAGAUUCCCAUUCUCUACGAGACGAAUUUGAAAAACACCCAACUCUGGAUUUGGCAAGUUCUGGACGACUUCCAAGCUGGUUCUCAGCUAGACAUAACAGAAAAUUAUUGGAAGGCUCAGUACGAUAUUGCAGAUGCAUUAAGCGGCGAUGAGGACUCUGUUUACUAUUUCAGCUUAUAUGAGCCUGAUGAUGAAGCUCAACUGGCCAAAUCCCAAUAUGUCAAUGUUAGCGCGCCGAAGAGAGACAAAACUGUCACUGCACCAGCAUCUACGUCCAAAACCUUUCCAUUCUCGACGCAGGCAUCUACACUGCAAACAUCGACAACUUCAUCUAGUGACAGCAAUACUGCACCAACCGAUUCAACCUCGAGCGAUGAAACCGAUUCGUCGUCAGAAACAAAGUCAGGCGCUGGACUCUCUUCGGCAGCGACCGGAGGUGUGGCUGCUGGUGCCGCUAUCGGUGGACUUUUGAUCUUUGGAGGCAUUGGAUGGUUGGCUUGGAAAAGGUUUGCGAGGGAGAAUAAAGAUAGGCCAGUUUCUGAACUUCCUGCUGAUAUUCCUCAACAACAACAGCAUGAAUCUUCUCAGGCCAAAGCUGAGCUAACAGGAGACCCCGGCACAUAUCCUACUGGCUAUGCAAGAAGCCCCCCGGGGAUCCACGAAGCACCGUAA